Molecule: messenger RNA, 1326 nt
Organism: Williopsis jadinii
Lineage: Eukaryota; Fungi; Ascomycota; Saccharomycetes; Phaffomycetales; Wickerhamomycetaceae
Gene: KAR5
Product: Kar5p
Exons: 1
Coding region: 1-1326 (441 amino acids)
Biological process (GO): nuclear membrane fusion involved in karyogamy; karyogamy involved in conjugation with cellular fusion
Cellular component (GO): endoplasmic reticulum membrane
Source: RefSeq, a predicted model, not a curated record
AUGCUCUUCCGUCUAGCCCUCGUCCUGGUGGCGAGCGCCUCUGUAUCGUCGCUGUCUACUGGAGAGUACACCGUGGACGACAUCGUCCAACGGUACCGCAACCUCACACGGGCCAGCAGAGAAGUGUCGCUGUUUGCUGAGCAGCCGCAGUACGACACGUCGUGUGUGAAAGCAGCCAUCAUGCCGAUCCUGUCGAAGUGUCUCAAGACGCCGUUGAACGAGAUCGACCCGAAGAUCAGGGCAAUGACAGCGGCGAAGCUGUCCGUGUGCGAGUUCGAGGUUGCCAAUGUUGAGUAUCCGCUUGAGUGCCGCUCCGCAGGCAGAGACCGCUCCACAGGCAGGGACCGCUCCACUGGGGAGGCCCCCAGUGAGGCCUCCGUGGAGUACGCAGCCUGUGUCACGGCGCUGGAGACCAAGAGCCAGUGGUGGACAACCUACAGCGGGUAUUACAGGUCCAUUGGCGAGAUCUGCCAUCAGCAGAGCCUGCCCUACGAGAAGGACGAGAUAUGGUCGGUGUUCCUGGGCGUGACUUCCUACUACGCCCAGGUGUUUGACAGCUUGCACGAGUGUGUCGAUGAGUCCAGCAGGCUGAAAAGGGAGAGCGAGCAGUCCUUCGCCAGGCUGAAGCGGCUCAUGGCUCAGAUUGAAAAGGAAGCUGGCGAGUCGAAGCGCCAGCUACAGACGAUGUGGAGCCACGUCACGUCGCAGAUGUCCAAGCUGGGUGAGAUGAGUGCCAACGCCACGGCGUUGGCCAGGCAGAGCAGCGAGGCCGUCGAGUCCAACCUCGUGGCCUUGUUCGAAGGCAUCGACCUGGAGUUCUCGCAGCAGCUGGACUUCCUCAGGCUCAGGUUCGUCACUGACCUGGAGGAGCGUGACAUGUUGAUGGCACAGUCUCUGGAAGGAACGAGCAAUGGGCUUCAGCGUCUCUACACGCAGCUGCUGCGGACCGUGGACGUGCACAGGGAACUCGAUGCCAGCCUGGAGGGCGCAUCAAGGUCUGCGCACCACCUGAACAGCUCUCUGAGCAAGAUGGAUCACCACGUUGAUGAUCUAGCAGCUGGCAUGGUUGAGGCAAAGGAGCUCAUGGUGGACAUCACCGAUCUCUUGGAGACCAGCCCGGUGCUCAGGGCUGUUCUAUACCUCUCAUCAGGGCUCACAACGUCGUUACGAGGCUCUCUGGCCUUCCUCGCCAUGACAUCACUCGCCUUCCUGUUGCUCGUGAUGUUGAGCCUGAGGGUAAACGUCCUCAAGUACAUCGGCAUCCUGGUGCUCAGUGGCGUGCUCGGGCUCAUCAUCGUCACCGUUGAGCAGGCUGCACGGUUGUAA